UUUGAUCCAAUAAGUGUGUGUGAGUUUGUGUGUGUGAGAGAGGGAGGAGGGGGGGUGAACGGGGAGGAGGUGGGAAGGAUGGGGGAGAGGCGGGAGGGAGGAUUGAUCCGCGUCUGUUAAAAUCUUGUUCUGGUUUUUCUUGGAGUGAGGUUUGUGCCUGCCGACGCGCCUCUCCCGUGCAGCCCCCUGAAAAAAAAGAGCUUCUUUUUUUUUAAUGAAAAGAAACCUUGGAAUUCUUGAAAGGGAGUAGGAUCUGCAUAAUACCAGGGAAGUGGAUAAAAGCUCUCGGCUGGGUUCUUUUUGCGUUCCCUUUGCAUUUUCUUCUCUGGUGUCUGAAUGAAACGAGAGGCAGAUAUUUGAGGGAGCAGAACGGCGCAGGUUCUGCUCUGGGAGUCGAUCUGUCAGCGGGAUUUUGAGUAAACACGUUUUUGCCUGAACUUUUAUUUCUUCGCAAACUGGCGAGAUCUGCUCCUGCAACCUGGAUUUUUUUUUUUUUUUUUUCCCCCGGAGACUUCACAGUUUCUCCCCCGCUCUCCUCAGAGAAAGUGUCCAAAGUUUCUGCGUUUAAAGAAAAAAAUAAAUAAAUAAAAAGAUCGGAUUGCAUUUUCCCCCUUCAAACAUUUUGGGGGUGAUGUCAUCGCGCUGUGUUUUGGCAGGUAUUGUGUCGAGAGGGCGCUGGGAGGACUGCUGCAACCAGGCGGUAACCAGCGGCUGAGCAGAGCGGGGAAGUCCGUAAAAUCAGGUGCAAAGUGCGGCUGUCAUUUCCUCGCUCGGGUGGCUGAGUCCGCCACCCAGUCACAGCUGUUCCCAUCCUCUCCAGCCACCCCUCCCUCCCUCGUCUUUCUUUUCCCUUCAUUAUUCCCUCCUGUUCUCAUUCAGCACUCCCCAUAAAUCUCUCUGAGCUGGACCGCUCCGGGACCCUAUCUCCAUCUUUCUCCAACACCGUUGUCCGGUGUCACCUGAGCUGCAGACCCGUUGAGCCGGCGUGGGGACGCAGACAUGACCGAAAGCGUCUCGCAUUACCCUGCGCCCGCAGAGCCCCCUUCUCCAGGUUUCCGUUUGCUCAAUCAGCCAGCCCAUGUCUCCCACCUCCACCAGCAUCUGAACCCUCACUGCUGGGACUGAAGCUGCCUCCGGUCUGUGGCGGGACAAUCAUCAUCUCACCGUGGAGCUCGCUGUUACGCACUGGAUUACGCACGGCCGAGGCAUCACCCUGCGGGGUCAUCCAGAUCAAUUGGCUGUUUGUGACGCGUGAGCGCGCUUUCACCUGUUCCUCUCUUUGUCGGGCACGCGCAGCUUCUGCGCUUUAAGUCCUGUGCUCCCCCGCCCAUCCACCCCUCCACCGGUCUGGACAGCUGUUAAAGGUUGUCAAGCGGUCAGUUACCCCAGCUUCACGCCCCUCGUUGCCCGCGGCUGCAUCUUUGCCCACACCGGGAAACCGGGGCGCAGCGCUGCCGAUGCCCACAGGAGCGGCUGUCAACUAUUUGACUCCACGCAGCAUCCACCGGAUUCAAACCCCAGAGGGGGACUCUUCGGACUGUAGGACUGGCUCAGACCGAGAAAGGAGACUGUCUCUGGGUCAAGUUCCAUAGUGGAGGGGGGAAGCGAUGUGGUCCCUUCUUUCCACGUUGACCGUCUUAUGUAUCCAGAUGUUGCUUGUGAUGUGCAAUCCAUUACAGCAGGUGCUUGGCGUGGAUGGAGUCAACUUCAGCGUGCACGUGGAGAACCAGACACAGGUGCGAGACACCAUGAGUCGGAGACAUCACCGAGUCUACCAGCUUUACAGCCGCACCAGUGGCAAGCAUGUGCAGGUGCUGGGGCGCAGGAUCAGCGCCAGAGGAGAAGACGGAGACAAAUAUGCCCAGCUUGUAGUGGAGGCCGAUACCUUCGGUAGCCAGGUGAGAAUCCGGGGGAAAGAAACCAAUUUCUACCUGUGCAUGAACAGCCGUGGCAAACUGGUUGGAAAGGCCAGUAAUCGAAGCGCCGACUGCGUCUUUGUGGAGAAGGUUCUAGAAAACCACUACACAGCAUUAAUGUCGGCGCGCUACACGGACUGGUAUGUUGGGUUCAAUAAAAGAGGGCGCCCUCGACCCGGCAGCCGCACGCAACCCAACCAACAGGAUGGACACUUCAUGAAGCGCUUCCCACCUGGGGAGCAGCCUGACCUCACCACCCCCUUCCGCUUCACCACCAUCAGCAAGCGGGGCAAUCGGGUCCGCGCAAACGGGCCUCGCUAGUAAAGGCUAAUGCUAGCACCCACUUUCUUGUUGUCUUAAGACUUGAUCUGAGCCUGUUAAUGGCUAACCAAGUCAUCCCUUAUGUCACACAUGACUGAACAACUUUUUUUUUGUUGGGACAAAUAUUGACCAGAAACUUGAUGAAUCAUUCAUUGGGGUUUACCUUUACAUGUCGCCGAAAUCGCCACUACAAGCCCCCAGUUAGUGAUCAUUUCUGUUCCUCUCCUGGACCAAGCGGACGAUAGCUGGCCUAAAGCUUAAAGCUGAAAGGAAAUGGUCUGUUUCUCUUCAAGGGCCUGAAAUUGUGACAGAAAACUUGAUGGCCAACCAGCAAUCCGUGUUGCACAAAGGCCAUCGUUUCGCAAAUGCAGAAUGCCAAGGUCUCCAAGACAUCUUUUUCUAGACCAGCUGGACAAUGUCAAGCAUGGGAUUACGACGGGACCACACAGAGAAAACACGCUGGGACAGACUAACUGAACAAGUGAGUGGGUGCUCAGCCAACAGAUAAAAGGGAAGGAACAGAGGUGAACCCAGGGAGACGAUGAGAGAUAGAGUGAUACAAACCAAUCCAGUGGACAUGUAAUUGACUUUUGACAUGUGACGCACUUAUCUGUCUCACUGCUAAGUUAGUGGGAAUGUUUCAGACUGCGGCAUGAAGGCAGGAUGGAUAAUAAAAGGAGGAAUGGGAGAAUAAUCCAGUAAAAGUCGAGUAAGUGAAUCCAUAAGGCAAGGACAACAAGGACAUGUAUGUAUUAUGAGUGUGUGUUUGUGUGUGUCCGGAUCAUGAGGGACUCUGGAUCCCCUGCAUGAACCCUUGACGACUCACCGCAGGGACGGACUUUCGGAACUGGAAUGUAUAAAAAAACAAAACAAGCUGCACCAAAAUCAGCCAGUCAAUCACAGCUGAACCAAACCAGUGGCGACCAAAGACAACAGGAAACCUUCACGGUUUCGCCCGAUGCCUUGCCUCCUCCCAGGACACAACAACCACAGUCCUUCUGCGUAGAAGGCGCAUGCUCAACGGGGAGGAUGCCUUCUCUGAUUUCAUCGCUAUAGAAACGACCCAGGAGAUGAUGCUCAUGCGAGAUACCGUGGAUACAGAGUGCUGCUACCCAGGACAUUCAGUGAAACAAACCAAAGUGUCACGCAUACAAACAAAAGAAAAUAUUUAAGGGAACAAUUUAUUGAAAGCUGUGUGUGAAUGUGUGUGUAUGUGUGUAUAUAUAUGUAUAUAUGCACACAUACUGUAUAUUAUAUAUAUAAAAGGAGACCCUAAAUAAGCAAUCUUACUAUGAUGCUUACUAUAAUUAUAACUAUAAAAUUAUUUCAUUUAUUUAUUUCACUUCUGUGUGCAGCAGUCUCUCUCGACUCAGUAAACUUAAAAGAAAUGUUUCCUGCGUCUCUUAGGUUCUUCACGUAAAUCAACUGUGCAGAUCCUUUUUUUUUUCCAUGGGCGUACGUUUUUUUUUCUUUUAUCUGAUAUUAGGUUGCAUGAUAAAAGAAUAACUUGCAAAGAAAGAGGUUUACAUUCAGCAAAAUAUUUCCUGACCCCCAGGAAUGGUCUUAUCAGAGCUUGGUUGCUUUUCUUUCUUGUGUAACAUCAAAAAGUUAAUCUGAUUUGGAUUCAGACAACUUGACCAAAAA
This is a messenger RNA of Oryzias latipes (Japanese medaka), 3881 nucleotides long. RefSeq names its product fibroblast growth factor 18a (gene fgf18a). The record is from RefSeq and is a predicted model, not a curated record. Gene Ontology annotation, molecular function: growth factor activity. NCBI's taxonomy places the organism in Eukaryota, Metazoa, Chordata, Actinopteri, Beloniformes, Adrianichthyidae.